This is a messenger RNA of Dibothriocephalus latus, 483 nucleotides long. NCBI's taxonomy places the organism in Eukaryota, Metazoa, Platyhelminthes, Cestoda, Diphyllobothriidea, Diphyllobothriidae. The record is from the annotation of a GenBank genome assembly.
AUGGGUUGCGCUGUGCGUUGCCACCCCUACUGCAAAGGUGAAGAUCUGGAUCUAUUUGGUCUUUCCUCUGGACUUGGAUCACGAAUCGACAUAGACAUCAACAUGUCUGUACUGGAGAAAAUGAGUAUUCAGGGUAUUCGGAGUUUCGGGCCCGAAAAUCCUCAAAGGAUCGAGUUUUUCACUCCCGUUACCCUUAUCCUCGGCACCAACGGAACCGGAAAGACGACCAUCAUUGAAUGCCUCAAAUACGCAGUCACCGGUGAGCUUCCGCCGGGAGCGAAAACAGGAGUUUCCUUCAUUCACGAUCCACGGCUUGCAAACCUGCCAGAGGUCAAAGCCAAGGUCGCACUCCAAGUGAAGGAUGUCCGAGGUUGCCCCCUGAUAGUUUCACGGAGCCUUCUUGCUACACAUCGCGAAAAGGUAAUUAUACCUUGCAUUCUGAGUGAAGUUUAUCACGAAUUGAGGCGCCUGUUCGCAUCCUAG